Molecule: messenger RNA, 1356 nt
Organism: Gordionus sp. m RMFG-2023
Lineage: Eukaryota; Metazoa; Nematomorpha; Gordioida; Chordodea; Parachordodidae
Exons: 1
Coding region: 1-1356 (451 amino acids)
Biological process (GO): G protein-coupled receptor signaling pathway
Cellular component (GO): plasma membrane
Molecular function (GO): G protein-coupled receptor activity
Source: RefSeq, a predicted model, not a curated record
AUGAUUAUUAUCCCAUAUACCAUAGCCGUAAUAGUGAUAGGCUGUAUUCUCAAUAGUAUGGCCUUGGUGGCUUUCACUUUUCGGGGCAAGAAUAGGGGAUUCAGAUCGAGUCAUGCCAAAUACAACCUUUACUUGGGGGCCUUAUCUGUCUGGGACACCUGCACUCUGAUCUUCAAUUUCGCUGUUGGUGUCAGCAGAGCUUCCCUCCUCUCAUUCAACGGCCUUUAUACACGUUGGCCGGCGCUGUGUUCCUGUCACGGUGUCUUGGUAGAAUUUUUUAACCUUCAAUCGGCAUGGACUAUUGUCUCCUUUUCGGCUGAACGUCUAUUAACCACGUACCUACCUUCCACCUUCACGCCCAGGAAUCAAGAACCUAGGUUCAUUAUGAUUACCGUAUUUUUCUUCGCGACAAAUUUAUCCCUCUCCUGUUUGAAACUUUUAGUGAGCGGAUUCGAAGGAAACAGUGUUUUUGGGUAUGUUCCCUGCAAAAAAUCUAAUCUUAUAGAUCGCGCACUUAUUAAACCGAUUAAUAUGAGUGGCCAUAUUUAUGGCCCACAAUAUAGUAACUGCACAUCUAACCUUCCGAAGAUCCCUCGAGUAUCGCCAAGGAGUUUUCGCCUCAACGGUAUCCUGUAUAUGCUGGUAGGGCUCAACACCUGGGUACCCGUGAUGUGCAUUUUAGCGUGUAACAUAUUGAUAGUGCGGAAGAUAUGGACCAAUCGCAACAAGGUUCAUGUGCGUUCCGUUAUGUCAACAACGACCAGCUCGACAACUAGAGUCACGUAUGUCGGUCAAUACAAAGAUACUCUUGCCAUACCUUGCCCUUCGAAUUGUCUGCAAACAAACCCGAAUAUAAAACCAUUGGCCGAAGCAAAAUUAUCUAGCGAAACAACCAUGGUAGAGCUUGAUAAUUCCAUUCAUUCCAUGCGCACAAGAGAAAUGGGAAGCGGAUCUGAUAGGAUCCUAAAUUCAGUGAAUCAGCCAGAACAUUUUGUAAAACUGUUCGUUAACAGAGUUAAACAGCUCCUUGAUAAUGGCGGAGCGACCGUUAGAAAUGCUAACUCUCAUAUUUCUAGUAAGGAGGCACGAGCCACCAAGCUUUUGCUGAUGGUUUCGACGGUCCAUCUAAUAUGCAUAACUCCCAUAGGCGUAGUUCAGACUUUGGAGCUGGUAUUCAGGAAUUCUACUUUGUUCAAGCAGUUUCCUCCUCAGAUUCUCGCCAACACCAAAAGAGUGAGGAUAGCCCUCUUCGCCCUCUACGAAUUGGCCUUUGCCACGAAUUUCAUAUGGUAUCUAAUCUUUCCUUCCAACAAAUACUUCAGAAAUUUCCCAUAUUUUUUGAAAAAUAUUUCAUAA